Messenger RNA from Aspergillus chevalieri, 975 nucleotides. RefSeq lists its product as uncharacterized. Lineage: Eukaryota; Fungi; Ascomycota; Eurotiomycetes; Eurotiales; Aspergillaceae. Bases 1 to 975 code for a protein of 324 amino acids. The record is from RefSeq and is a predicted model, not a curated record. The transcript has a single exon.
AUGGUUUCCUUUUUCGAUCUCCCUCGCUCAGUCCGCGAGGAGAUCUACCGCCAUGCCCUCGUUAAAGUCCGGGUCUUCGUACGUCCCUUCAUCUCCAUGGAAUACAUGCUGCACCCAGAUCGAGCCGAGAUAUAUGAUAACCCCAAUCUCGCCCUCCUCUGUGUUGCCCGCCAGAUCUACCACGAAGCGAUGCCCAUCUACCUGGGCGAGAACAUCUUUUCCAUCGUCCAGGUCGAUAUGCUGGCCGCCGCGCGUAUGGAGAACAGACGAGUCGCGAAGAACCUCCGACAGAUUCGCAGAUUGGAAUUGAAAUUCGAUCACCGAGAUUACAAGUAUAUGGCUGAGUUUCUGGGGACUGAGAUACCGACCGUUAUGACGGAAAUUGACGACUGGGCUGAUGAAUCUCCGGUUAAGAAGCUUGCUAUGAGGGAUCUGAGCAAGAUACGUGAUCACUUCGAUGUAUCUUCUAGCAUUAUACCCUCUGCUUCGAAGUUGAAACACAAGAGCCGAUUGAUCGAUACGACCGGAAGACGGCAACGACAAGCGCUCAACCAUCAUUGGUAUCAGCACAAAGACGACAGCCAAGAGACACGCCACGAUCGACUGACCGAGAACCUGAAGGAAUAUCUCUGGGGACGAACCCUAACUUUCGUCCGCCAGACUUUCCGACUAACUCACCUCUUUAUCGAUAUACGCCAUUGCACUUGCCCCGUGGGCUGUUGUCGUUUGGCAGACCAGGUUCUGGAUUGGGGCUGGGUGUAUGUCUGGAUUCAUGGCUUGCCGGGCGAGGUCCAGGUGAGAGGAUCAUCGAGGUCCGAGAAAGAAGUUAUUGCUAGGAGUUUGGACCGGCAGUCAUUCCACCCCAAGUUAGGAAUUGAGGAGGUUUACGACCAGUCUAGGGCUCAGGAUCAUCGGAGGUUGAUGCAGCAUAAUGCCCUGCUUAGGAGUGUUUACUGGAGGUUGAAUGAGAUGUAA